GUCGCCGUAUUCCUCGUGCUUCUUGGGCGCUGUAGUGGGAAAGUUGGCUGCGGUUGACGAAUGCUUGAAUGUUCUCGGUUGUUAAGAGACGAGUCUGUAGCUCGAAAAGAUUUUAAAGGAAUAUCUCAUCGCUGACAGGCACACAGUGAGGGUUAAACUUCUGCCAUUUCCUGUCUUAGAUGGAAGCUGUAAAGGAGAAUUGCCAUUCUGAUAUGAAUAACAUGGAGAUAAUCACUGUAAACAUUAAGGAAGAAGACUGUGAAUGUAAUACUGUCUGCCCUAAGCAGGAAAGUCUCUACAUUAAGGAGGAACAUUAUGAAACAGGGUCAGUGGGCAUUAAAGAAGAGUGUGAGGAGACAAUGAGCUCCUUUGUUAUUGACACACAAAAACAUAUAAUUAAUGACUGCAUCAAAGGAGAAGACCUUCAUUCAGAGUCUGUUCUUCAGUAUGAAUGUCGAGAGAGAUGCUGUUCAUUUCCGGAGUGUUCUGUAAAUAUGAAAUUGGAAUCCGCUGAGGACAUGUCAUCAAGGAGAGCACUGGGAGAUCAACCAUCAUCUUCAUUUGAGUCUGGCGAAAAUUUACAAGAUGGUGGAAGAUCCUCUUUGUCUUCUUUUCCUCCGAUUUCCUUCCACUGCAGAUCAAAACAGACAGUGCUUGAAGAAAACAUGAUGAAAACAACAUCAGGAUCAGAGUUUUCAAUACCAUCCAAUCUGCAAGAUCAUUCUGUGCCUGUUGAGGAGUUAAUAAAUACAGACAAUAUGAACACUGACAACAAAGACAAUCCGGGGAAACACUUAUGUUCUGAGUGUGGCAAAAAAUUCUCAAAAAAGGUCUAUCUUGAAAUCCAUGCCAGAAUUCACACUGGAGAAAGACCUUUUCAGUGUAUUGAGUGUGGCAAACGAUUCUGUCAUAGAAGCUAUGUUUGGCUCCACACAAGAACUCACACUGGAGAAAAGCCAUAUUGCUGUACUGAGUGUGGAAAGCAAUUCUCAAGGAAGAGUCGUGUUGAAACCCAUAUGAGAAUUCACACUGGAGAAAAGCCCUAUGAAUGUAAUGAAUGUGGCAAACAAUUUUCAGUGAUGAGCAAUCUUCGAAGACACACACGAAUUCACACCGGGGAGAAACACCAUAGCUGUUCUAAAUGUGGGAAACGAUUCUCACUAUUGGGUAAUCUUCUGAGCCACAAAAGAACCCACACUGAAAAGCCCUAUCACUGUCAUGAAUGUGGAAAACAACUUGCAAGUAGGAGUAGUCUUCGAAGACACACAAGUAUUCACAUUGGAGAGAGAAAAUACUGCUGUUUUGACUGUGGUAAACAAUUCUUACAGUUGGUUGAUCUUCAGGCCCACAGAAGGACUCAUACUGGAGAAAAGCCCUACCACUGUAAUGAAUGUGACAAACAAUUCUCAGUUAAAAGCAAUCUUCGAAGACACAUGAGAAUUCAUCUUGGAGAGAAGCUGUGUUGCUGUAAUGAAUGUGGCAAACAAUUCUCUACCAAACACAGUUUGCAGAAACAUUUGAGGUCUCACUUAGGGAAGAAAAUGAGAAAACUGACAAAAAGGAAACUGGAACAUUUAGGAGAAACCAACACAAAGAUCCCCAAGAGCGAAGUGAAGAGGCAGGAUGGAGAAGUAAACUAUACACAGAUGGAAAAUGCACAACUGAAAGAAAAGGAAUAGUUUGAGGCAGCAGCCAUAGUAAUAAAACACAUUCUCAGAAGAGCUAACAAUUGCAAGACAACAGGUUCAGACACCAUACCCAACUUGUGGCUUACACAAAACUAAAAUGGCCAAUUGUGAAAAGGGGCAAAUGCAGCCAACUUCAGGUGACACCACAGUGGCCUAUCACAGGAGCAACUUCCUUGUGUUCAGACUGAAGCAAACCAAAGUGCCAAAAACCUUCCAUUCCUGCACACUGCCUCUCCACUGUACGUAAACCGUCAACAUUUGUUAAUAGUUAAGAACGUAUAAUAACCUGCAUCAAAAUAAGUAGAGGUGGCAGAAGAACAGAAGGUAAAUCAAAGAUGACAUACUACACACAUUAAUUCUUCAGUGGCUAGAACUUUGUAAAACUUGCUACACUGGCAAACAAUCCUGCAGCUUUACCUUGACAAAGGCCAGAUUACAAUUCCAAAUAUUUAGAUAUGCAGAAUAUUUCUUUGGAGAUGCUUUAUUGCCUUUCUUGUGCUAAACCCACAAAAGCACCCUUCCUUAAUGAUCUCUGUCAUGGAAUUAACAUCAGCACUUAGAAUCGAUGGUCUCUCUUACUUGUUCAUCACCUGCAACUGUCCAGCUCCAAAAAAUGGCACCUCAAAUACUCAUCACUCUUACUAAAACAAAUCCAAAUUGACAUCCUAAUAUUAACUUCAUCCAGUAAAAAUCACUAUCAUGCGAAAAUAUAAACCUGGAUGAAGAAUGUCAUCGGAGAUCUUAAGCCAGUGAAUACCUGGGGUUAAAUGACAGUGCAGACAUGUGAUUCACAAAGCCCAAAAUGUGUAAUGAAUAUAACCCUUGCAGUACAUCGCAAAAAUCAAGCCAAACACCUUCAUGCCAUCCUCGUCUAUUUAACAGCUUCAGAGUGGCCACCAAGUGACCUUCAUAAAAUGGAAACUAAAAUAAGAGAAAUUAAGUUAAUCAACUAAACAUCUAAGAAUCAACACACUCUAAGAACCUAUAUCUGAAGGUGAAAUCGGCCUAAUGGACUACAGAUACAUACCGAGCAGCAAUUGCUAGACUGCAGGUUUACCUGAUAUAUUCUCAACAUGUACAGAAGGAAACCCACCAUAAAGUAAAAACUUUGAGCAACUGUUCCAUAAAAUAAAAAGUACAACAGAAACUCCACUACUUGUAUUACCCGUGUGCAGAUAUUGGCCAUACAUUUUCAUUUGGCAACAGAAGCAAGAUUUUUAAAAACUGGAGCAGCAGAAAAUAGAAAAACCAUCAAGACCCACUAGUAUAUCAGUAAUUAUGCUGACCUCCUUCCUCCAACUCCCAUGGACUAAGAGCGCUUACAUAUUGAUUGCUUCAAAGAGUUGAAAUAAGAUGGAAAAAACAGUAAGUGGUGGUUUUGUUGGACAGAGCUGGAGACCGUAACUGAUCUGAUUGUUCGUUGCAAGGUGUUGAUGGGCACACCAAAGAUGCAACAAAUUUGACAACUCCUGUACUUGACAAUCAGUUAAUGUACAACAUACCAUCACCAGAGAGAGGCCAGACCCCAAUCAGAGUCAUAAGAAACUAGGAGCUGCUACUCGCAACAGUCGCAACUAACAGGAAAAACUGAUCUCAACAAAUUGGACAAACCUUAGCUGUUAAGAAAACAGUUGGGUUAAACCAGGCUAAGAAAAUUUUCCACCUAAAGGGACUACUCAGUGCUGAGAAUGGAGAGGCAAACAGAAAUAUGAAAUAUUUUGGGGGAAAAUGCCAAAAUUAUAUCAGUGGUGUUGGGAUUAAUAGAACUCAUCAAAAUAAACGUGUGGGCUAUCGUUGAUAUCUUACCAGUAAACCUCACUCCGUAUGCACUAAAAAUGAGACUGAGAUUACUGAGAACAAUGCAGGAACCACACUGAACUGUUGUAGCACAUUCAGGGUGGCGUGGGGAGACGGGAAAUUUUCAACUGACGUUCAGUGCACGAAUAAACACAUUGAAAAAUACA
Messenger RNA from Polypterus senegalus (gray bichir), 3652 nucleotides. RefSeq names its product gastrula zinc finger protein XlCGF57.1-like. The record is from RefSeq and is a predicted model, not a curated record. Lineage: Eukaryota; Metazoa; Chordata; Cladistia; Polypteriformes; Polypteridae. The transcript is spliced from 3 exons. Bases 180 to 1679 code for a protein of 499 amino acids.